AUGGCCGUUUCGGAAGCUGGUGAGUCGUUGGACACAAUGUUCGAGUCGUUCAAGGAGCAUCUGGAGAAUGAUCGCGCUGUAAAGGAGGUUAGUUUGCAUUCAUCUUUUUCUUUAUUUGCUGAGAUUUUUUCAAGUUUUUCUUGCUAUUCACAUCGACUUCCCUGA
Molecule: messenger RNA, 165 nt
Organism: Gongylonema pulchrum
Lineage: Eukaryota; Metazoa; Nematoda; Chromadorea; Rhabditida; Gongylonematidae
Source: the annotation of a GenBank genome assembly